This is a messenger RNA of Physcomitrium patens, 2104 nucleotides long. Its product is annotated as scarecrow-like protein 28. NCBI's taxonomy places the organism in Eukaryota, Viridiplantae, Streptophyta, Bryopsida, Funariales, Funariaceae. The record is from RefSeq and is a predicted model, not a curated record.
AUGAAAUUUCAAAAUACAAUCCUAUCUAUCAAAACUCCUAAAUUGCUAGGAGAACAAGAGACAGGACUUGUUGGAGACCUCUCAGCCGAGCUUUACUACAGAGCUGGUCGUCUGGCUUACUGUGGUGCCCGCCGCCACUCUCCUGUAGAGCCCAUUAUUGCACUAACUACCGAGCUUGUAGAAAAGCCUGCCAUCGAGGCCGUCUGUAAGCUCGCCACCGAGCUUGCUAUAGGGUGCACAGCCAAGUUUACUGCCGAGAUUGCGGUUGAAUUUGCAGGAACGCUAGAAGAACAACUGUGGGAGUCAACAACAAACGAACAACUCCAGACAACGUUCCAUCUUCUCAACCACGUCGUGCCUUACACAAAAUUUGCGCAUUUCAUUGCCUACGAUAUAAUCUUGCAGGCUUUUGACGGCGCUGACCGCGUGCACGUCACUGAUUUCGACAUCAAGCAGGGUCUGCAGUGGCCAGCGUUAUUUCAGAGCUUAGCUGAGCGGGAAUGUGGCCCGCCCUCACACAUCCGCAUCACAGGAAUUGGAAACUGCAAGGAUGGCCUUCUGGAGACAGGUGAUCGGCUAGCAAAAUUUGUUGAUGAGUUCAACAUUCCUUUCUCCUUCCACGCGGUUAUAGAUAGGUAGGAUGUACGAUUGUGGAUGCUGCACGUGAAGGAGAACAAAGCAAUUGCUGUCAAUUGUAUCUCUCGACUUCAUCGGUUGCUGUAUGAUUCCGGGAAAACCAUUAAAAAUCUCUUGAAUCAGAUUGGGAGCACAAAACCUAGGGUGGUGGCCAUUGUUGAGCAAGAAGGGAGUCAUAACAGUCCUCACUUUGAGGGCAGGUUCUUAGAGUCCCUGAAAUACUAUUUUUCGAUUUUUGAUUCUCUGGAAGCCAAUCUUUCAAGAGAGAGUUGCGUUCGUGUACAGGUGGAACAGCUAUUACCUCGUGAGAUUCGCAACAUGUCGUGUGAGGGAGCUGAAAGAGUUGAAAGACAUGAGGAUACCGCUAGGUGGAACGUACUUAUGAGCCAAUCUGACUUUGUCAAUGUGCCGCUUGAAGACAGUGCUCACAACCAAGCUCAAAUUCUCCUCCGCAUGUUUGAUUCCGAUGAGUACACAUUAACGGCGGAGAAUGGUUCGCUCACUCUUGCACGAUUCGACAGUCAUUAUAUUCCCAGGAAGUAGACAGCAUGAUAACUCUAACUCAAGCUGUUGCCCAUCCACAUGAGAACGAAAGACAGAAGAAACAAAAAUAGUUUCCGACAACGUCACAGUUGAACACCCUCCCCAGCUCGCACUCUUCUUUGAUGGGUUAAUGCUGUGGUGACCCCGAAGCUCCGAUUGGGUGAAAUUCUAACACAGCCGCCCUCUUCUUGUCAGGGGAUGAGGGGAACGGGGAUGAGGGUUGGAGACGGAGAUGAGGGACGGGGUGCAAUUAUGAUUUACACAACUGGAUCAAUUUAACAAAAGUCUGGUUCAUUUUAAUAUUAUCUUUCAUAUAUAUAUAUAUAUAUAUAUAUAAAUUGAGUCAUGAUGAAAGUAUAAUUUAUUAAAGGGAAUGUUAAGUAGACAUACUUUUUUACUCAAUAAACCUAUCUCAUUAUAACCAUCAUUAGAAAAAUAGAUCAUCUCCAAAAACCAUCAUUACAAUCAUGGCCCUCAUCCCUACCUCCCUCGUUUCCAGCUCCUCGCUUUCUCAAUUUUAAGCUCUCAUCUUGACCUUCUUUAUUCCCAAUCCAUAUUCUCUCCAUUUUCAAUUUUCAUCUUGAUUCAAUCAGUUUCAAACCUCUGCUUCUUCCAUUCUCAGUCUUCAUUUCUCUCUUCUUCUUAUUUCCACUUAGAGGUUUUGUUGUUGUAUUGCAAAGCGAGAGGAUUUAUAUGUCAUUUAUUUCUAAAGAUGUAUUAUGCAAGAAUUGAUAAAGGAAGAAAUAAAAACCACACCACUCUUAAACAAUCUCGUUAAGGAAUAACUUGAAUUUGAAUGACUUACACUUUAUGUCAUAACUUUUUAAAAAGUUAAAAAUUUCAUCUCAACCUUCUACUCUUUUGAAGUAAAAAAUUGUUGUAGUGCUAUCAAGGACAUAAAUCUUGAAGAACUAAAAGAUUAAAA